Molecule: messenger RNA, 983 nt
Organism: Mytilinidion resinicola
Lineage: Eukaryota; Fungi; Ascomycota; Dothideomycetes; Mytilinidiales; Mytilinidiaceae
Exons: 1
Coding region: 181-783 (200 amino acids)
Source: RefSeq, a predicted model, not a curated record
CGAUUUAAAGACCUUCCACUAGAGAUUCGCAACGAAGUCUACAAGCUAGCCAUCGGCACCGACAAGUCCUUCACAACGACACGUUGCAACACAGACCCAAAUCGAUGGGCCAUCUUCCGCGUCGACCGACAGCUCAAUCAAGAGGCGACAGCCUUAUUCAGUGACUACGCCCGCAUCGGUAUGCCGAUAGUUGUGGGCUAUCUAAAUAGCCUCUACGAAUACUGGACGAUACCUCAGCUCAGAGUAGCCGAAUUAUUCUGCCGGCACAUCACGUUACAGCUCAGCUUGAACAGCUUGAAUUUCACUAGCGUUUUCGAAGCGCUCGAAAGAAAGCUGCGUCAUGCCAUUCUACCAACAUAUAAUCCGCGCCCAGGAACUCACUGUGUGAAACGCUGGAUUACGAUCGAGAUUGACGAGAUGUUUUGGUGGUUUGUGGCCAGCUCGUUGAGGGGCGGGGUAGCAGCCAAAAACAUGAUAGAGAGCUGGGAGCGUUGCAUGCAACUGAUGAAGCGCGGGAAUCCGGAUUACGACUUCGUCUGGGCAGUUAAAACAGCGCCGCUACCAUGGCUAGCGGAGCCUGUAAACAGGGAGCAGUUCUCCGUGGAUUGGCGGCUAGAUCAAGGUCGUGCACGCCAUGAAUAUCGCCAUCUGCGCAGAGAGGUGUACGGGUGGAGUCUUCGACACGAAGGGGUCGCGGUAGGUCCAAUACGGAAGAUAGACACAGGGUCACCUCAAAAGCUCUGGAAGCCAAGUUGCGCUUUGGUGUGCCAAAAGUUUUUUUGAGCAACGAGUUCGAGGUGCGGACGCUGGUGGAAACGAUCAUAGCGUCCUGCGAAAAGAACGGGAUAGCAUACGAGGUUGGCAUUGCACAGAGCCUUCCGCUUCUGAACAGCCGCCCAGAAACCGCAGUAGAAGCGAAAUGGUUUCACGCGAUGUUGGCGAAUGGCGACACCUAUCAGAUGAUACUACGGAGCCCGGUCACC